ACUACCGCACCAGUUGACAGCAGACGACCAGAGAAAUAGAGAAAUGAAUCAUGGAGUUAAGCUAGACGCGACUCAACGACUGCGACUGGGACGAAUUCAAAAUCCUCCUUUGUGGACGUUUCGAACAUAAUUCCUUAGUAAUAUGGCAAUACAACUCGACAUUAAACUGAAGAAACACAAUAAAGUUUAUUGGGAGGGUGAAAAUGUCAGUGGUGUUUUAGCUAUCCUUAGUCCUACUGAUUUUAAACACGAUGGAAUAGCUCUUCUAUUGGAUGGAACUGUUAAUCUCCAGCUAAGUGCUAAAAAUGUUGGAAUAUUUGAAGCAUUUUACAACUCUGUCAAGCCUAUUCAUUUGGUCACCUCAAGCAUCGAUUUGGCUGUGCCAGGCAGAAUUCCUGCGGGUGCAACAGACAUACCCUUUGAGUUUCCCUUGAAGCCUAGGAGUGGUCGUUCCCUGUACGAAACAUACCAUGGCGUGUUCGUUAGUGUGCAAUACCAUGUGAAAGCAGAAUUAAAACGCUCCUUUCUAAAUAAGGAUCUUUCAAAAUCACAAGAGUUUAUCGUGGAAUACAAGGCCGGACUACCAGGUUUAAUAACUGCGAAACCAGAACCUGUCAAUUUUAAGAUCAGUCCAGAAUCCCUACAAAACAUCAAAGACAAAGCUAAAGUGCCAAGAUUCCUUGUGACAGGUCAUCUUGAUUCUGCUACAUGUUGUCUUACAAAACCUUUGACAGGAGAGCUUGUAAUUGAACGCUGUGAAGUUGCAAUCAAGUCCGUGGAGUUGCAGCUAGUAAGAGUAGAAACAUGUGGUUGUGCUGAGGGCUACGCACGUGAUGCUACUGAAGUUCAAAACAUUCAAAUUGGUGAAGGCAAUGUUGCAUGUGGUCUCUCAAUACCAAUACAUAUGGUAUUUCCAAGACUUUUCACAUGUCCUACCCUUAUUACCAACAAUUUCAAAGUGGAGUUUGAAGUUAACAUUGUAAUAGUUUUUCAAGAUAACCAUCUUGUUACUGAAAAUUUCCCAAUAAGACUUACACGGUUUUGAGCGUGUCAUCUGGGCUAUUUUACAUCAAUUUCCAUUGGCAGAUUACUGUGUAAGGUACAUGCAAAGA
Frankliniella occidentalis (western flower thrips) is the source of this 1112-nucleotide messenger RNA. RefSeq names its product vacuolar protein sorting-associated protein 26C. The coding region runs from base 143 to 1045 and encodes 300 amino acids. Gene Ontology annotation, cellular component: endosome. The transcript is spliced from 7 exons. Gene Ontology annotation, biological process: intracellular protein transport. NCBI's taxonomy places the organism in Eukaryota, Metazoa, Arthropoda, Insecta, Thysanoptera, Thripidae. The record is from RefSeq and is a predicted model, not a curated record.